Molecule: messenger RNA, 4152 nt
Organism: Linum trigynum
Lineage: Eukaryota; Viridiplantae; Streptophyta; Magnoliopsida; Malpighiales; Linaceae
Source: the annotation of a GenBank genome assembly
AUGUUCAGAUUGCAGAAGAAACGAUUUGACUUCAGGUUCUCCAACCUCCAAGCUCUUCAGGUACCCAAGGGAUGGGACAAGCUCUUACUGUCUAUGGUUUCAGUAGAAACAGGCAAAACUGUUGCGAAGUCGAGCCGAGCUAUGGUGAGGAAUGGAGGUUGUAGAUGGACAGAGACGUUCUCGGAGUCGGUCACGAUUUCCCAGUCUGAUGCUUCUAAAGACAAUCAGGAAUGCAUCUUUAAGUUCGUCGUUGCCAUGGGAGCUAGAAAUGGCAUUCUUGGAGAGGCUACAGUUAAUCUGGCUAAUUACAAGGGUUCCAAGACUGCUGUUUCUGUAUCAUUUCCACUGAGAAAGUGCACUCACGGAACAAUCUUACAGGUCAAACUUCAGUGCUCAGCAACACAAGAAAGACUCAGGGAGGAGCAGCUGGAAGAUACAGGUUCAGAUGCAGACCAUAUUAACCUCGACUACACUGAUGUAGAAAACAAAUCAGAUGCUGCUUCUGUUAAUCAUCCCGAUAGUGCAUCUGACGCGGGAGAGUCACCAAACAGGGAUUUGAAAUUCUCAGCCUCAGGUUCACAUUAUAGCUUUGACUCACCUAGAUCAAUGGACAGUAGCUUGAGCAGAGAAAAUUCCUUGAAUGAAAAUUUCUUGAACAGGAGUUCAAGCAAUCCGAUUGUAAGAGAAGAUUUGACCAGCUCUUUGCAUGAUCCAUCUGGACUAAAUCACUUCUCCUUCAGCUCAAAGUUCUCAACCGCCCCAAGACAACUACAGAGUAAGAGAGAUGACUACAGUCGCAUUCCCCGUAGUGUGCCAUCAUCGCCAUCGUGGAAUGGUAGUAGUUCAUCCAAAGAACUUCUGGAAACUGGAGAAGAUUCAACUGAGGUGCUUCGUGCACAAGCUAAGAUGUGGGAACAAAAUGCUAGAAAGUUGAUGGCCGAUGUAGAGAAGUUGCAGUCGGAUAUAUUGGAUCACUCAACACAGCAGGCUGGCCUUGAAAUGGACCUCUCGGAAUCCAGAAAGGAAUGUGAUGGACUGAAGAAGGAACUUGAGCAACUGAAGAUCUUGUUGGAGGAAUCACCAUUGAGCCAAUUGGCUAGUGACAAGGUGGAUUUUCAAUCAUCCGAAUUGGAAGAUGAAAUCAAGUUUCACAAAGAAUCAAAUGCUGACUUGGCAUUACAACUGAAGAAAACUCAGGAAUCAAACAUUGAGCUGGUUUCUCUCCUUCAGGAACUUGAAGAUAUUGUUGAGAAACAGAAAAUGGAAAUUGCUAGCUUUUCGCAGCUCCAACCUGUACACACAAAUUGCAGAUCAUUUCUGUACGAGGAGGAAGAUGAAAGCAAGCACGUGUUCGGGAAGGAUUCGAGAAAUGUCAUCUGUAAUAAUUGGGAUAUGGAAGGUCUUUCUGUUGAUGAACCAGGAGAUGCACCACCUUUCUUUUCCGAACCAGAGGACAACAACCCAAUGCUAGAGCUGGAAGGCUCACUGUCGCAUGAAUCACGAAAGCACUUGGAAAAUACCAUCCGUUUGUUGGAAAGAUCUCUGGAAGAGAAAGUUGAAGAGCUUCAAUUUGAACGAACUUUCCAUAUUCAAUCCAUGGAAAACGAAGAAUCAGAGUGGAAAGCUAGACUAGCCCUGAAGGAGGAAGAAAUCAUCAAGUUAGAAGCAAAGUUGUCUGAAGCUCUGGAUCCUCCUGAUUUUGGACAUGGUGGUGAUUGCAAUCAUGUUAAUGAGAUCAAAGUUCUCAAACUGAAGAUGGAAGAACUUGAGAAAGACUGCAAUGAGCUCACUAAUGAAAAUCUGGAACUACUUCUGAAACUCAAAGAAUCCUCACAGAGUGAUCCUCCAACAUUUGGUGACUCUCCACACUCAGUCUCUAAUGAGUCUUUCGAGAAGAGUUCUUAUUAUGCCGCUGAAUCUGAAGUUAGCCAACUAAAAUCACAAAUACACACCCUAGAAGAGGAGCUGAACAAGAAGGACAUCCUCAUCACACAACUUUCCAGAAAUAAUCUGAUGAAGGAUCAUGAGGUCGAAGCUCUGAAUCUUGAGAAGAGGAAGAUGGAUUCUCGGAUUUCUAACCUUCUGACAGAGAAACAGCAAUUGGAGGAAAAGGUGGAUUCAAUGUUCAUCGAGGACUCAGCUACGUCCAGAUGCUUUGAUGAUUCCGGAGAUGAAAUGAUGAUGUUCGGCAGCAGCAUGAGCUCCCAAGCUUCAGCGAGGCAGUCACCAGGGAUGGAAAGGUGUAGAAGUGACCUGGAAGGUCACUUGAACGAAAUGGAGAAAGAGAACGUGCAGCUGUAUGAAAGGAUAUGUGGAUUGGAAGCACAGUUAAGAUACUUGACAGAUGAAAGUCAGUUGAACCGCUUAGAAGUAGAAAUUUCUCAAUCUGAAGCUGCCUCUCUCAGGGAAGAGAUUGGCAGACUGAAAGGCGAACUGGAAGUGCAAAAAGCCGGUUUGAGGCAGAAGACUCAGGGCGUGCAUAAGCAGUGGUUGGAAAUGCAAGAAGAGUGUGAGUUCCUCAAGAUGGAAAACCUGAAACUACAAAGCUCUUCUGAAAGUCUUAUGGAAGAAUGCAGUGUGCUUCAGAAGUCAAAUGCGGAGCUAAAGAAGCAAAAGAUGUUGCUACAUGAACAGUGUUCUGUUUUGGAGGCCGAACUUAAGGAUUCAGAAAAGGUUGUUGUGAGUAUGUUCAAGGAAGUUGAAGUACUUGAAGGAAAGUAUGAAUGUAUGCUGCAAGAAAUUUCCUCAAAAGAGAGAGCCUUUAUCCUGGAACUUGAUACACUUGUCCACGACAAUGACACACAGAAAGAGAAACUAGCUUCGGAAGUGAGCCAGCUGAAUCAUCUUUACCAAGAGAGAACAGUUCUAGCAGAGAAUUUGCAAUCAGAGGUAGCUCUUCUUACUGCAAAGAUAUCUGCAACUCAUGAUGAACAAGAGAUUAGAGGUUCUGAAUCUAUACUUGAGGUGUCUCGUUUGCGGGCAGAUAAAGCUCUGCUGGAGGCCAGUCUACAAGACGUCCGAGAGAAAUUAAGAUUGUCAGAGAUUAACUUCAGUACUCUUAAGAAGGAAACUGAACUAAACCUACAAGGACUUAGAGAGGAACUGGAAGCUUCGGAGCAAAAUCAGGAAGUUCUGGCUGCUGACAACGAGAAGUUACUAGAAUUGGUGGAAGAAGCAAACUCCAGCAAAGAGAAGCAGAGAGGCAGCAUAAGGUGGCUUGAGUUGAAGCUUAAAGCUGCUGAAUAUGACAAGCUUCAAGUAGCAGAGGAAAUGUCCAGCCUGGAAUCCCAAGUGCACAAAACAGCACUACUUCAAGAAGAAGUUCUGGCUCUUAAGAAGUCGCUAAAUGAAGUGAAAUUCGAGAACCAAAGGCUACAAGCAUCACUGGAGAUCUUAUCUGAAGAUUAUGAAGGGGUGAAGACCGAGAACGUUACAGCAGUCGAGAAGAUCUCUGACAUGGAGAAGGCAUUGGCUGAAUUAGAGGAUUGCAAGCGUAGCAAAGCUUCGCUUGAGGAAAAAGUUUUCCGCCUUGAACUGGAUAUAACUGCUAAAGAAGCACAAGGCGGCCAGGAUGCUGAACUGAAGAACGAGCUAGCACGGGUUAAGAUAACGAACAGUGGACUUCAUAGGAAGAUGAAACACCUUGAGGAGGAGAAGCAAGAGUACCUGAAGAGGGCUCAAGCACUCGAGAAAGACUUAAGACGGAUGAAAGAAGCAAAACUUGACGAUCCUCACCAUUCCAGUGAUGUGUGCAAUGAUGGACAUGAAGACACAGAGGUUCCAACAAAACCAACUUCUAAUAAAGGGAACGUGGCUAUAGUGACGGAUCCGUGGUCAAAGAUCCAGCAACUUGAGAACGAACUAGCUGAAGCAUCGGAGGCAAAUGACAUGUACAAAUCCCAGCUUAAGAGGUUAUUGUCUGGACAAAGAAAGGAUCAUCCAAAAUCCAUGAGGCAGCGAUUAGAGGAGGAGGAGGAAGAAGGGAUAGGAGCAGUAGGAAGUGGCGGCGUCGAUGACGUGGAAGCGGAAUUGAAAGACCUACAAGAACGCUUCUCCCAUAUGAGCCUGAAAUAUGCAGAGGUUGAAGCUGAACGAGCACAGCUCGUGCUGAAGCUCAGGGCUGAAAGUAGUGGGAAAAGGUGGUCAUCCUAA